Messenger RNA from Psammomys obesus (fat sand rat), 1378 nucleotides. RefSeq names its product coenzyme Q7, hydroxylase (gene Coq7). The record is from RefSeq and is a predicted model, not a curated record. The transcript is spliced from 6 exons. The coding region runs from base 87 to 779 and encodes 230 amino acids. Gene Ontology annotation, molecular function: 3-demethoxyubiquinol 3-hydroxylase activity. Lineage: Eukaryota; Metazoa; Chordata; Mammalia; Rodentia; Muridae. Gene Ontology annotation, biological process: determination of adult lifespan; regulation of gene expression; ubiquinone biosynthetic process. Gene Ontology annotation, cellular component: mitochondrial inner membrane; nucleus.
CGUUCCCGACGGCUCGGCUUCGUCACCGCCGAGCCGAGAGCACGAUUGGCCCGGGCGCUUGGGCCGUGGCUGCGUUGUCACCCGCGAUGAGCGGCACGGGAACGAGAGCGGCUGCUUCCGUAUGGCGCCUGCGCACUGGUGUUCGGGGUCCUUUCUCAGCUUAUGGGAGAGUCAUUGCCACCAGAUUUCACAGUUCAGGAAUGACCUUAGACAAUAUUAACUGGGCAGUUGUGGAUCGGAUAAUUCGGGUGGAUCAUGCUGGCGAAUACGGAGCAAACCGCAUCUAUGCAGGGCAAAUGGCGGUGCUGGGCCGGAGCAGUGUUGGCCCUCUCAUUCAGAAAAUGUGGGAUCAAGAGAAGAAUCACUUGAAAAAGUUCAACGAGUUGAUGGUCACGUUCAGGGUCCGACCUACGAUUUUGAUGCCCCUGUGGAACGUGGCAGGCUUUGCACUGGGGGCGGGAACUGCCUUGCUGGGGAAGGAAGGAGCGAUGGCCUGCACCGUGGCGGUAGAGGAGUCCAUCGCUCAUCACUACAACAACCAGAUCCGCAAGCUGAUGGAGGAGGAGCCUGGGAAGUAUGAGGAACUGCUGCAGGUCAUCAAGAAGUUUCGAGAUGAAGAGCUUGAGCACCAUGACACAGGCCUGGACCACGAUGCAGAACUGCUGUCCAUCCAGUGCUUCCAUUUUGAAGUGGAAAAGCAUGUUGGGGCUGAACCGCCCCAAGCUGAGCCGCUUCCCUCCUCGCAGUGCCGGGCCUGCUCUCCGAAGUGGCCUCUGUGAUGGCUAGCAGUGAUGCCAGGGUGCGGGUACCCAGCAAGGUUACUUACUGCGGUUGCCCCUAAUUCCUGCUCCUGUCACCUCCAUCCCUUGUUGAGGAUGUGGUGUCAAUAUAUGAAACCCUCCUACUGCCUUCCAUGGUGCAGUGGGGCCGACGCUGGCUUCCCUCUCUUGCCCAGAUGAUUCCAGAAGCCUCCUUCAUGCUCUUGUCCUCCCACAAUCUGUUUUCACCCAGCCAGCUCAGCUCAUCCCCACCAGCUUAGUCCAGCUCCUUGGCAAAGUCCCCACGGUGACGAACGAGAUUCUGGGUGACCUGAAGGUCUAGGUGACCUUCUGGGCACAUUCCUGCCUCCCUCUGUUCCAGCCACUGGCCUCCAUGGGCUCCUCGCAAAUGCCAGGGACAGGCCUGUCUGAUGCCCUUCAAAGUGACUGUGCCCUUGGCCUAGAAUGCCUUCCCUUGUGGACAUGGCUGUCAGAUCCCUUACCACCCCCAACUUAAGUUCAAACCCCAGUGUCCCUUGAAGAAGCCCACUGUCAUAGCCCAGUUUCUGUCUCUGUGAUCAAAAUCUUUGGGAGAAAAAAAAUUAAACGAAUAAAGAUUC